AUGAAUAAGGAUGGAUCAAAGAAAACAAACACGCACUGGGCAGAAGCGACGCAAUCUGCGAGUGUGGCUAGACCGGAAAGUCUAUCUGCGGCUCACACCCUCAGCUCCCUAGCCAUUCCAGUCUUUGACCAGCAUAUAGGGUCCCAAGACUCAAGAGUAGGCGGUAUCAAGAUUACUCCUCGGCCGGGCGGCUUCUUACGUGGCCAGCUGGACAUUACCGCUGCAUGCGGCCGACGCAUUGCCGCAGAUAGCUCCCUCCAGGCCCUUGUCAACGAUAUCCCUACCUAUCUGGAGACUCGUUCAAGCCAUCAUGGGGCUGAAAAGGUGAUUACGAUGAGGGAAGCGAAGGGAGUCAGAAAUAGGCAUCCCUGA
Molecule: messenger RNA, 372 nt
Organism: Trichoderma atroviride IMI 206040
Lineage: Eukaryota; Fungi; Ascomycota; Sordariomycetes; Hypocreales; Hypocreaceae
Source: RefSeq, a predicted model, not a curated record